GCUAUAUAAGCCGGAACCAGGCAGCCGAGGGGGGCAGCGCAGCCGAGCGGAGCCCAGGAGAGGAGAGAGAGAGCCUGAGCGAGAGACGGGGAAGCAAGGAAGAGGAAGCCACCGGCGCGUCGGGACAGGAACGCAGGUGUUCGGAGCGCCCGAGCUGGAGCUCCGCAGCCGCCAGACAUGUACCGCUCCACCAAGGGCGCCUCCAAGGCACGCCGGGACCAGAUCAACGCCGAGAUCCGGAACCUCAAGGAGCUGCUGCCUCUGGCCGAAGCGGACAAGGUCCGGCUGUCCUACCUGCACAUCAUGAGCCUUGCCUGCAUCUACACUCGCAAAGGCGUCUUCUUCGCUGGAGGUACUCCUCUGGCUGGCCCCACAGGACUUCUCUCAGCCCAAGAGCUGGAAGACAUCGUGGCAGCACUACCUGGCUUCCUGCUUGUAUUCACAGCUGAGGGGAAGCUGUUAUAUCUGUCUGAGAGUGUGAGCGAGCAUCUGGGCCACUCCAUGGUGGACCUGGUUGCCCAGGGUGACAGUAUCUACGACAUCAUUGACCCAGCUGACCACCUAACUGUGCGCCAGCAACUCACCCUACACUCUGCUCUGGACACGGAUCGCCUCUUCCGCUGUCGAUUCAACACAUCCAAAUCUCUCAGGCGCCAGAGUGCAGGCAACAAAUUGGUACUUAUUCGAGGCCGAUUCCACGCUCACCCGCCUGGAGCCUACUGGGCAGGAAACCCUGUGUUCACAGCUUUCUGUGCCCCACUGGAAGCAAGACCCCGCCCUGGCCCUGGCCCUGGCCCUGGCCCUGGCCCUGCCUCACUCUUCCUGGCCAUGUUCCAGAGUCAUCAUGCUAAGGACCUGGCCCUACUGGACAUCUCUGAGAGUGUCCUAAUCUACCUGGGCUAUGAGCGCAGUGAACUGCUCUGUAAAUCAUGGUAUGGACUCCUGCACCCCGAGGACCUGGGCCACGCUUCUGCUCAACACUACCGUCUGUUGGCUGAGAGUGGCGAUACUCAGGCAGAGAUGGUGGUGAGACUGCAGGCCAAGCUCGGAGGCUGGGCAUGGAUUUAUUGCCUUUUAUACUCAGAAGGUCUGGAGGGCCCCAUUACUGCCAAUAACUAUCCCAUCAGUGACACGGAAGCCUGGAGCCUCCGCCAGCAACUGAACUCUGAGAAUACCCAGGCAGCUUAUGUCCUGGGCACCCCGACUCUGCUGCCCUCAUUGCCUGAGAACAUCCUCUCCCAGGAGCAGCGCGCCAGCCCUAACCCACUCUUUGCCCCAGCCCUGGGGGCUCCCAGAAGCACCAGCUUCCCCAGCGCUCCUGAACUGGGUGCUGUUUCAGCAUCAGAAGAGCUUCCCCGACCCUCCAAAGAGCUGGGCUUCGGUUACCUGGCACUCCCGUCUGGCAUCGAGCCCUCUCUUCAAGCAGACCUGAGCAAAGAUCUAGUGUGCACGCCUCCCUACACACCCCACCAACUGGGAGGCUGUGCCUUUCUCUUCAGCCUCCACGAGCCUUUCCAGACCCACUUGCCCACCCCAUCCAGCUCUCUCCAAGAACAGUUGACUCCAAGCACCGCGACCUUCUCUGAUCAACUGACACCCAGCAGUGCGACCUUCCCAGACCCACUGACUCACCCACUGCAAGGCCAGCUGACUGAAAGCGCAGCCCGAAGCUAUGAAGACCAGUUGACUCCCUGCGCCUCAACUUUCCCAGACCAGCUGCUUCCCAGUGCUGCCACCUUCCCAGAGCCACUGGGCAGUCCUGCCCAUGAGCAACUGACCCCUCCUAGCACCGCGUUCCAAGCUCACCUGAGCAGCCCCAGCCAGACUUUCCCGGAGCAGCUGAGCCCCAACCCCACCAAGACUUACUUUGCCCAGGAAGGAUGCAGUUUUCUCUAUGAGAAGUUGCCCCCGAGCCCUAGCAGCCCUGGUAAUGGGGACUGCACACUCCUGGCCUUAGCCCAGCUCCGGGGCCCCCUCUCUGUGGAUGUCCCCCUGGUGCCCGAAGGCCUGCUCACGCCUGAGGCCUCUCCGGUCAAGCAGAGCUUCUUCCACUAUUCUGAGAAGGAGCAGAAUGAGAUAGACCGCCUCAUCCGGCAGAUCAGUCAGCUGGCCCAGGGCAUGGACAGGCCCUUCUCGGCUGAGGCUGGCACAGGAGGGCUGGAGCCGCUUGGAGGGCUGGAGCCCCUGGACCCCAACCUGUCCCUGUCGGGGGCUGGACCCCCGGUGCUCAGCCUGGACCUGAAGCCCUGGAAGUGCCAGGAGCUGGACUUCCUGGCCGACCCCGGCAGCACAUUCCUGGAAGAGGCGCCCGUGGAAGACAUCUUCAUGGAUCUCUCAGCCCCAGACCCCAGUGGGGAGUGGGGUGCUGGGGAUCCUGAGGGGGUCCCAGGAGGGACCCCAUCGCCUUGCAACAAUCUGUCCCCAGAAGACCACAGCUUCCUGGAGGACCUGGCUACAUAUGAAACCGCCUUUGAGACAGGUGUCUCAGCGUUCCCCUGUGAUGGGUUUACUGAUGAGUUGCAUCAACUCCAGAGCCAAGUUCAAGACAGCUUCCAUGAAGAUGGAAGUGGAGGGGAACCAACGUUUUGAAUAAGUCUGUGACUUAACGUCGUCGAGUAUGGCAUAUUGUCAUCAAGACGUGGAGCCGCUCUCCACCCCCCCAGGACUGUUGGGGGGACUCUGGGGGCCGGAGGGGGAUAUAUCUGAUUCCCUGGGCCCUUCAGGAUUGAGGGGGGAGGUGGGAGGGCAAGGGAGGGGAGCUUCUUUUUAAAACUUAGAGACUUCGAGCGAUCCCAGUUUCCAUUUCAAUCUGUAUUCACUCGUAGUGAGUGUCCUUGAAUGGGACUUCAAGCGGAGAAUGGGGGAGUCUCACUUCCCCGCCCCGCGCUGCCCAUGGGCCUGGGCCAGUUCUCCACUCCCGGGGGCCAAGCCACCCCUGGGCCUCGGUGGGGGAAAGGCCGCGCCCAGCGGGCCAGCCUGUGCCCUGAGGGGCUCUUGACACCCACGUAGAAUUCUCUACACACCAGUAACGGGAUUUCAAUUCCGAUGGACUCUGCCGCCCUGGCGGCCUUUCUGUGACUUUUGCGCCCCGCGCCUGGGGUGAGGGGCGCGAAGAGACGCUACAUUCCUUUCCGAUGGAGGAAGGCAGACCGGCCGCGUCACACGCGUGCUUGCCCGAGGCGUGUACCUGGUGCGGGUCUCACCCAGCUGCCACAUGGCCUGGGCCUGCCCGGGCGGCCACCUCGUGGUGCUGCGGUGACUUUGUAGCCAACUUUAUAAUAAAGUCCAGUUUGCCUUUUUGGUA
Condylura cristata (star-nosed mole) is the source of this 3304-nucleotide messenger RNA. It is a transcript of the gene NPAS4, whose product is annotated as neuronal PAS domain protein 4. Lineage: Eukaryota; Metazoa; Chordata; Mammalia; Eulipotyphla; Talpidae. Gene Ontology annotation, biological process: regulation of transcription by RNA polymerase II. The transcript is spliced from 8 exons. Gene Ontology annotation, molecular function: RNA polymerase II transcription regulatory region sequence-specific DNA binding; DNA-binding transcription factor activity, RNA polymerase II-specific; protein dimerization activity. The record is from RefSeq and is a predicted model, not a curated record. Bases 178 to 2589 code for a protein of 803 amino acids.